GCCGCCGUGACGCAGUUCCGGUUCCGGUGCCCGUCGCGGUGGCGGUGGAGCUGCGGCCGCCGCGUCGCUCCGGGCCUGCACCGGCUCCCCCCGCUCAGCACAAUGUCUGGAACUGAUGAUUUUUCGUUGGCAGAUGCUUUACCAGACCAGUCGCCUGCUAAAACCUCCAAAGUGAGCAGCGCCAAGCCUGGCCAGCAGCCCGGGCAGCCUCCGCAGGGCUGGCCGGCUUCCAACCCUUGGAAUAACCCCAGCGCCCCCCCUAUGACUCCAACGGGACUGCCACCCAACACCUCGGCUUCCAGCGUGCCCUUCGGACCUCCUCCCACGGGAAUGUAUCCUUCAAUGCCCCCGGGACCGCCUGCUCCAUUUCCUCCUCCUCCUACCGGACCCUCCUGCCCUCCUCCUGGUGGUCCAUAUCCACCCCCAACUGUGCCAGGUCCUGUCCCACCAGGGCAGUACCCUCCACCAAAUAUGCCCUUUCCAGAGCUUCCACGACCUUACGGAGGUCCAACAGAGCCAGCUGCGCCUCCUGCUCCUGUUGGGCCGUGGGGAUCCAUGCCCUCUGGGGCGUGGGGACCAACAAUGGGAGGGCAGUAUCCUGCUCCCAGCAUGCCAUAUCCACCCCCAGGGCCAUAUUCUGCUCCCACCCAGACUCCAGGGGCUGCGCCGACGGUACCGUGGGGGACGGUGCCGCCCGGAACGUGGGGACCGACACCGCCCGGCCCAUUCCCUCCACCCACGGGAUCAUAUCCAGCUCCAGGACUAUAUCCUACGCCCCCUAAUCCUUUUCAAGUGCCAUCUGGUCCUGCUGGUGCUCCAUCAAUGCCUGGUGGUCCCCAUCCUUACCGCUGAAUACGUCCUGGGCAACAAAAUACUGUAGUUUUUCCACCUUCAUCCACUACUUACAGAGAUUUUUACAGUUUUUGUUUCAGUAAUGUAUGGGGCUAUGAAGAAUAUUGCCUCUUGUAUGUGCAUUUGAGGUAUGAAGGAGCAGUUUACAUCAAUUUACCUUGCUCAUAUGCUGGCAUAAUUAUUUGGUUUAAUCAAGUGAAAUACAAAGAGAAGAAAUCAACUAACACAGCUGUGGUUCUUAUGUUGGCAAGUAUUCCUUGGAAAAAGAGGAGUUGCCAUGUAAGGAUUAUAAAGAAUCAGGCCCAUGGAAUUUUAAAAAGUUAAUUCUUAAAUUAAUGCUUUAAGUCUCGUUGCCAGACUCCUGCUGGUCAUUGAACGGAUGGAUAGUCAUAUUUUGUCUAUUUUCAGGUUAUUCUAAAAAGUCAAUAGAGAAAGUGUUUCAACAUUUUAGUCAAGAAACCUAAUUUUUGAACGUGCUACAGUAAUUCAAACUAACAAGACAGAGCAUGUGAACUCGAAGGUUUUCUCAGCAUUUUGUACAUACUCAAACCAAUUGCUCGGUCUGGGACUACGGAGGAGAAGAGCCACGUUUGGAAGCCUUGGUGUGACUUGUCAGCACACUGGUGGUGUUCACAAACAGGCAUUCCUGUGCAAGUGAAAUAACCUGGAUGUGCAGUUAACUUUGAAUCAGCAAAAUGUGAGUUUUAUGCAUGCAAAUGAGGACAUCCUGUUGCCAGUUCUCAUUCUGUGGUGGUUGGAAGUUUGGCUUGGUCUGUGUAAAGAGAAACUGAUCCCCACGUAGGUACUUCCCUAUUUCUGACCUGGGUUCUAGUCAUUUCAAAUUUGACUUGGCUGCUGGGUUGUGUAAACCUGGCAGACUUUUUCAGAGUCCCUGGAAACUGAACUUGAGCUUAAAACCCACCCUGAGCAUUCCCUUCCCAGCAGUUUUUGGCACAGUCGUGUCCCAGCAGAGAUCCCCGUUGGGCGCCAGGGGCUGUCCCUGCGAGCAGCCCCUGUUCCCAGCUGGGUGUGUGCAUACCUCACGGAGUAGGAGGAAUCUGGGAGCAAUUGAAUGUCAGGAAGCCUGUGCCCUGCUGUGCAGCUGCCUCUCCCCAGGGGCACUGCCCUGAGCUUUCUUGUUCUUGCCAUAUCUGUGCCAAGCACGCCCGAGGGCUUUGCCGAGGCCGCGGCUCUUGGUGGAACUUCACGGCCUGCACUCGGACCACGGACAGUUUUCUGUUUCCUCCCCAGCUGGGCAUCUCCUGACUUGGCCUCUGUGGGUAGAAUUAGGAACAGAUUUUGCUUCACAUGGUAGCUCAUUAGGGAGUCUUUGUAUCAUGGAACUGUGAACACGAGUUAAUUCUCUUCCAGUACUUUCAUGGCUUCCUGCAUGCGUGUGAUGGACACAAAAAAAUAAAAGCACAUGGGGUGACCUGGUGGUGAUGCUCCUUGGUAGUUGCAGCCUUUAUGGCAAAGUCCUACAGUAUUUUUGCAGGAGAAAGCAGCCAGCUGAGCUGUGGCUGCUUUAAUCCAACAUCAUGAAAGCUGAUAGCAAAGGAAUGUCUAUUUUUUCUUUUAGGAAGACAAUACUGGAGCUGAACAAAAAUACUUUAACACUUCAACUUAAACCCCAGCAACUAAACCCUUGGAAUAAGUACCAAAAGUGCAGGUCUUCACUAACCUUAAAAAAACCAACCCCAGUUACCCCCCAAGCAGACUUGGCAAGACUAAUUAAAAAUUAACAUAAGCAACAUUGACUGCAUUUGCUUAAGUGCUUUUUUGAUACCUGCAGCCUUAGACUGUAAAUCAUUGUAAUGAAAAAAAACAUUUAUUCCAAAUGAAUGGAUCAUGCAGUAGCAGCCCUCCAGUUGGAAUUGCACUGGCCAUAUGUCUCUGCAGGGAAUGGGAAGAGGUAGGAAAGGAUAAAGCAAAAGUAGCAAGUAAUGAUUUUUGGAAAGGGGUUUUGUAAAAGUAACUAGACUUCUAGGUUCUUCCUGAAAUAGGCAGGAUUUAUUACUGGAACAUUUAGGCUAAAAUUCAAUAUAUAUGGGAUGUUUUUCAAUGUAUAUUCGUAUUUCUUGAGGUCAUGAAAACUGUUUCAUAACCCCUUUGUUUUUGUGAGCAGAGUUCUUUGCAUAGCAGUGAAAAGGGUAUUCCUGUUAAUCUAUUGUGUAAAAACUCAAGGUGUCACUAUAUACCGUGUAGUAACUUUAUCACAUGUUAUGUCAAGUGUGAGCAACUUCUGGCCUGAAGCUUUUGCAAUGGAAUUUGUACAUUUCUAUGCAUCAUUUUGAGUUCAAUUGCUGAGGAGUUCGUUUUGACUUGUGCUUUGAGGUUGACAUACUGCAUUUGUUUACAAUACGAAAUAUAAGCAAUCACAUCUUUAAAGUAUAGAUUAUCACCUGCUGCUGUAUUUUCUUUAGAUGAAACAAAUAUUGCUGUAUGAUAGUGAGAAGCUAUAAAUACAGGAUUUGAUAUUUUUUUGAAAAUGCUGUCACUUUUGUAUAAGAUUAGACAUUAAACGUAUUUUCAAGACUGUUGUGUUCACUGUUUUUCAAUUCCUGCUUUUGACAUGCCUGUGUAGACUUUUGCCUUGAAUGAAUAGUAAAAAUAGGACAUCCUUGAUUUGCAAAGCCUGAAUAUAAAAUCAGAAUUACUUGA
Messenger RNA from Zonotrichia leucophrys gambelii, 3513 nucleotides. It is a transcript of the gene MAPK1IP1L, whose product is annotated as mitogen-activated protein kinase 1 interacting protein 1 like. Bases 103 to 852 code for a protein of 249 amino acids. The record is from RefSeq and is a predicted model, not a curated record. The transcript has 4 exons. NCBI's taxonomy places the organism in Eukaryota, Metazoa, Chordata, Aves, Passeriformes, Passerellidae.